AUGGUGAACUUUGAUGUUCGUCGUAUCUUGGUCGAUGAAGGUAGCUCGUGCGACAUAAUGUACUCGCACUUGUUCAAAACACUCCAACUCGACGAUUCCCAUUUAACUCCUUAUGUAGGAGCCGACCUUCAAGGAUUCAACGACUCUACCUCCAAACCCUGGGGAUACGUUGAAAUCCUAGUGACUCUGGGCGAAGAGGAAACCGCCAGGGUGAUCAAGACCCAAUUCGUCGUCGACUGCGAAUCCCUUUACAACUGCAUAUUGGGAAGACCAGCCAUUGUCGAGCUCACUGCUGUCCCAUCCACGGCCCACUUGAUGAUGAAAUACUACACCAAGAGAGGCCGGGUCGUGACGAUCAAGGGAGAUAUCGAGGCUGCAAGGAUAUGUUUCGACGCUGCUGUCAAAGGCUACCAAUCCGUAAACAAACAGCCCAAGAUAUCCAGCAAGAACAAGAAAGGCGAACAGAGCAACAAACCGGACGUCCACUCCGUCGACCUGGAUGCACGUUUCUCCGAAGAGGAGCUGAAGCACGCAUCCGAAGACCCGGAAGCAACAAAAGGGAAGUCCGCCCAUCCCGUCCUCCCAAUUCCUGACGGCGACUUCGAGCUCAUCCCUUUGGGAGACGAACCCAACAAGAAGGUCAAGAUCAGAGCAGGAAUCCCAGAGAUCGCGAAGAAACAGCUGCAAGCCUGCCUCCGUCAGAAUGCCGAUCUGUUCGCCUGGAGCGCUGCCGAGAUGCCCGGACUCGACCCCGAGGUCUCCUGUCAUCACCUUAGUAUCAAUCCAGCCACUAGGGCCGUAGCUCAACGUAGGAGAAGGCAGUCUCCCGAAAAAGCGGAGGCUGCCGAGAAAGUUGUAAAAGACCUUCUAGAGCUGGUCGAUAACUCGGCCGGUUACAAACUUUUAUCUUUUAUGGAUGCAUAUUCAGGAUAUAAUCAAAUACCCAUGGCGAGGAGCAACAGGAAACACACGGCCUUCAUGACCGAAUCAGGCAAUUACUACUAUAACGUAAUACCGUUCAGACUCAAGAACGCCGAGGCAACCUACCAACAGAUGAUGAACACGGUGUUCCGAGGAGAAAUCAGGGACACCCUCGAAGUUUACAUGGACGACAUGAUCGUCAAAUCUCGAGAAGAGAUAACUCACACUGACGAUCUCGAGCGAGUCUUCGCCCGAGCAAGACAAUGCAGGAUAAGGUUCAACCCUGAGAAAUGCACUUUCGGGGCAAGAGCUGGAAAGUUCAUCGGCUUCUAUCUGACCGAACGGGGCAUCAAAGCCAACCCCGACAAGUGUCGAGCAUUUUCCAACAUCCCCACUCCGAACAACAAGAAGUCGAUCCAAGUCCUGAACGGGAUGCUCACCGCAUUAUCCCGCUUCGUCGCUAAAGCCCCCCAGCACGCUCUCCCAUUUUUCAAACUUCUGCGCAAAGAGGAAACCUUUUCACAUCUCAAACAAGUACUCUCACACCCCCCUGUCCUCAUCCAACCAGACGUCGGAGAGUCACUCUACCUCUAUCUAGCCGUAUCCGCCGAGGCCGUAAGCGCGCCACUCAUUCGAGAGACGAGCGGGGGGCAGAAACCCGUGUACUUUACGAGCAAAGCCCUCCAAGGGCCUAAAGUAAGGUACCAGCAAAUCAAGAAAGUGGCCCUCUCGCUCAUCAUCGCUGCGAGAAGACUACGAUAUUAUUUCCUCGCACACACCAUUGUCGUGAGAACCGACCAUCCCAUCAAGCAAUUACUAGGCUGUCCAGAUAUGGCCGGUAGAAUGCUAAAUUGGUCCUUCGAAAUGUCUGAAUUUGACAUCCAAUACGAAAGUAGAAAGGCCCUGAAAGCACAGGCCCUAGCCGACUUUAUCGCCGAGAUGACUAUCCCCGGGCCUCAAACGUCCGCCAACGACGAAUGGACAAUCUUCGUCGACGGAGCAUCCAACUCGUCAGGAAGCGGAGCAGGCAUCAUCCUCGAAAACAAUGAGGGCAUCCUCAUUGAAGUUUCGCUCAUCCUAUCCUUCCAAACAUCCAACAAUCAGGCCGAAUACGAAGCCCUCUUGGCGGGAAUCCGUCUGGCCGAAGAUCUAGGAGCACGGAUUAUUACCAUUUACACUGACUCUCAGCUCGUUGCUCCCCAAGUAAUCGGUGAUUAUCAAGCCAAAAACGAACUCCUAAUUAGAUACCUGGCCAUGGUCAAAGAGAAAAUCAAGAACUUCGCCCAGGCAAAAGUCGAACACGUCCCCCGUGAACACAAUACACGAGCAGACAUCCUUUCCAAGUUGGCGAGCACCAGGAAAAAAGAGAGCAACAAGUCUGUAAUUCAAGAAACCCUCCCCCGACCAAGCGUACAAGCAGCCGCCCACCCACCGACGAUUCACACCAUCGGAGAAGCCCAUUGCUGGAUGACCCCUGUGUACAACUUCCUAACGAAAAACGAGCUCCCAUCCAACCAAAAAGAGGUCGCGAUAGUCAAAUGA
Vicia villosa (hairy vetch) is the source of this 2463-nucleotide messenger RNA. RefSeq lists its product as uncharacterized. Gene Ontology annotation, molecular function: RNA-DNA hybrid ribonuclease activity; nucleic acid binding. NCBI's taxonomy places the organism in Eukaryota, Viridiplantae, Streptophyta, Magnoliopsida, Fabales, Fabaceae. The transcript has 2 exons. The coding region runs from base 1 to 2463 and encodes 820 amino acids. The record is from RefSeq and is a predicted model, not a curated record.